GCGAAGGUGGUAAAGUACAGACGGCUCCUAGGGUGUACUCUCACACUAAAGACAAAUUAGAGUGACAUUAGAGUUUCCAUGAGGUGGUUGCUGAAUCGUCACUUCAACAUGUAAUAUGGAGCCUUAAAGACGAGCCGAGGAUGACGGCGGCGGUGGUGGGUAUGCCCGGGGGCGCGGGCGGCCUGACGGAGGAGUUGAGGGCCGUCCCCGGCAGCAGCGAGGGUGUGACUCCCCUUAUGUAUGCCUGCCAACAGAACCGCGACCACACCGUCAGACAGAUCCUGCACAGGAAGCCGGCCAGCGUGCACGAACGAGACCGGACGGGCAAGACAGCGCUCCAUUACUGUGCCGAGAACCCGACCCUCGCCUGCAUCGACCAGGUGAGUGACUCUCUUCCUUCUCGUCCCAUUCUCUGCAACUUGCCCUCUUGCCCCGGCGGAGAGAGCGCGUCGCCCGCCCGUCGCUCCUUGCAGUUGGCGAAGCACACUCGCCAGCCGUCCUCGCGAGACCGCCCGAGAUUUAGUUCGCUGCGUAGGGGGAAAGGUGGUUAUGAAGGGCGACUAUAA
Molecule: messenger RNA, 566 nt
Organism: Penaeus vannamei (Pacific white shrimp)
Lineage: Eukaryota; Metazoa; Arthropoda; Malacostraca; Decapoda; Penaeidae
Source: RefSeq, a predicted model, not a curated record